AAGCGCCUUCCGGAGACCCGCCGACGCAAAGUCAGCGGGUCGACGCCCCCCGCCUCCCCAGGCCGCAGUUUCCUCCGCGCGCGCGCCCCCUCCCGGUUGACGAGAAGCCCCGGCCUGCCGCCGCCGCCUUCCCACCUCCCGCUAAGGGGGCGGGCUUGGCGGCAGCGCGGAGGAUGGGAGAGCGGAGCGGCCGCCGAGGCAACGGCGACGAGCCCUGGAGGAGGACAGCCGCGGCGAGGCUGCUGCUGCCUGGUGGGGCGGAGCGGAGCCCGUGCCGGGCCAGGUGCUUCCCUCCGCGCCGUCUCGCUGCUGCGGCGGCGGCGGCUCCAGGCGGCCUCGGUGAAUCCCCGCACCGCCCAGCAUGAUGCCCGCGGCGGCCGCCACCCGGAGGCAAAGCUGGCUUGUGCCCACGGCGGGAUAGCCCCGGCGCCCGGUCCCGGCUGGUGUCUCCGCUUCGUGCGCUUUGCUGCAGUGCCCCGAGCGCUCGGAGAGUUCCUGAGCCCGAGAAACGGUUGGAUUCAAGUUUCGAUACCCUGUGAGGUUCCCUGUGGCCAGCCCCCAGUCACGGACUCAGCAUAGGAACUCCGUACAGUUUCAGGGCUUUGUUGCAGCAGGAUCUUUUCUGGGCCAGCAAGGGGAGAGGUGAAGAUUGCCAAGGGAUUGUUUAAAAGCCUAAGCAGUGGAGGAAGAUGAGCCACGCUGCACUUCCAUGCCUGCCAGAUGCCAAGUUGGAGAGGAAGUUGUAGGGCUGAGGGGGAGCUGCGUUUGCAGAGCGUAUGUGCAGCAGGCAGGCAGGCAGGCGGGCGGAGAGAGUGCAUGGACCACCCAAGCAGCAGCUGUCCCCAGGCAUCGCGACGGAUGUGCAGCUGCCUACUUGGAGGCAAGGUGUUGUGCUUGGAAAUGACAGCAGCGUACUGUGUGCUGGCAAGGUGGUGAGGGAAUGUGGCUUCUUCAGCCCAAGGAUGAAGUUCCUCUGAGUUGUGGCAAAUGGCUACUUUCUCUUCCUCCAUCUGGCAUGCAGAGUCUCGAAGCUUGUGCCAAGGAGCAGAUGCAGCCAUGACAUCCUACUUUGUGUUAGAACAGUCUCUCCUGCUCCUCUCAAGAAGGAAAGGCAGAGGUGACAGCCUAGGUUGCUGUGAGAACGUGUGAAACCAGCUGUCUUGACCUGAGCAAGGAAGGGGGGUGCAGACUGCCACAGUUCUGGAUGCCAAAGGCUGGCGGGCUUGCACCUGAUGUGAGGAGACUGGAGAAGGUGUGGCUGGAUGCCACCGCCUGCUCUUGAACUGCCAUAACUAGCUUGGUCUCUGCGGCACCCCAAGGACUGCGAAGGUACCAGGGGAAGCUUUGGAAGAAGCCAGAUCUGCCCUGCCCCCCUUUUCUCUCGUGUCUCCCCUUAGGGUCCUCCUUCUAUUGUACCAGAGACGCAGGCCCAGGGGCACGCCCACCCCCUGCUUUCUAGCCUCUUUCCUCUCAACCCCACUAUGAAGUUUUCCUUGCGCUUCUGGUUCCUCUCCACAGCUUUUCUGCUAGUCUUUAUCGUGUCGCUCCUUUUCACCUACUCUCACCACAGCAUUGCCUACCUGGAUCCUGGCGGGCUGAAUGGCAUCCACCGGGUGAAGCUAGUGCCGGGCUAUGCUGGCAUGCAACGCCUCAGCAAGGAGGGGCUGUUUGUGAGGAGCUGCACUUGCCGCAGGUGCAUGGUGGACACAAGCGACUCGGAGUGGUUUGACAGCCGCUAUGACAGUAACAUCUCCCCAGUAUGGACCAGAGAGAACAUGGACUUACCACUGGACGUCCAGCGGUGGUGGAUGAUGCUGCAGCCCCAGUUUAAGUCCCACAACCUGAACGAAGUCUUGGGGAAACUCUUCCAGAUUGUCCCUGGAGAGAAUCCAUACAGCUCCCGGGACUCCCAGCAGUGCCGCCGCUGUGCUGUGGUUGGCAACUCGGGCAACCUGCGAGUCUCUGGCUACGGCAGGGAAAUCAACAGCCAUGACUUCAUCAUGAGAAUGAACCAAGCUCCCACAGUGGGCUUUGAGGCAGAUGUUGGGAGUAGGACAACCCAUCACUUCAUGUACCCAGAAAGUGCCAAGAACCUGCCAGCCAACGUCAGCUUUGUUCUAGUGCCCUUCAAAGCCCUGGACCUGCUGUGGAUCGCGAGCGCCUUGUCGACUGGCCAGAUCCGAUUCACUUACGCACCUGUGAAACCUUUCCUUCGGGUGGACAAAGAGAAGGUUCAAAUCUACAACCCAGCUUUCUUCAAAUACAUCCAUGACCGAUGGACAGAGCAUCACGGGCGCUAUCCAUCCACGGGAAUGUUGGUGCUGUUCUUUGCGUUGCACAUUUGUGAUGAGGUGAAUGUCUUUGGGUUUGGAGCAGACAGCCGUGGCAACUGGCACCAUUACUGGGAGAACAAUCGCUAUGCAGGGGAGUUCCGGAAGACCGGGGUGCACGAUGCAGAUUUCGAGGCCCAUAUCAUUGACAUUCUGGAGAAGACAAACAAGAUUUAUGUUUAUCGUGGCAACUGACCCUUCGGGCCACCUUUUUCCAGUGUUGACUUGGAGACUGGCUUCAGGUGGAUGGGCCAGGCGCAAUGACUUGCUACCUGUUGGGUGUGGGCUGAGCACUGGAUCUCCCAUGAACCCGUCACAGUGGACCCUGGGAAGCCUGCACCGCAAUGAGGCGCCAGUGGGGCAAAUGGGGUACACUGUUUCUGAAAGCAAUUGCAGCAGAAUGACCAUCUUGAAAGGGAGCAAAGAAAGUGUGCAAUUUUUUGUUUUUUUCAAAUCAAGAGGAUUUACAGAAAAGCAAAUGUAAUCAAGUUUUGAGCAUGUAGCUCAGGCUCCACUUGGUGGUUAAAACCAGAUGGUGCAUAUGUCUUCUUUCUUUGAAUGAAGAUGGAAAGUAGGAAGGAACACACAAAAGGAGCAGCCAGCAGCAUCCCAAAUGGGGUGUGGCUGGUCAGAUUUUUCUCCUUUUUUGGAAACUCUCAAAAGAUCUGCCACUCUUAAUCUGCUGACAAUGCUGAGCACUGACCUAUUGCUAAGAACUAGGCACUUUGGGGCUGCCUUUGGGGCUGCAGCUAGGACUACUAGAAGAAGCACUUAAAAUCUAGAAAGACUCUUUGUUUUUUUAAUGAACUUUCGUUUGCUAAAUGCAAUUGCUUCCCACUUUUGCCCAGGGAAGAUCCUUUUUGUGUCUCUUCAUUUUGUACAAUCAGGUUUACAAUGCAAAGUAGCUCGAUCGUAUUUGUUGUUACAAUCAAGUAAGCUCUGGAAGAUUUUGCUUGCGGAAGCAAAGCCUAGGAGGGUCUUCCCCUUGAGAGCAGAGCGGGCUGAAGACCUGUCAUUCGGCACCCUGACUCAGGUGGGUGAGGGGAUGGGUGAUUAUGGACACGUGUGUGUGUGUGUGUGUGUGCGUGCGUAUGUGCAGCUACUCUACCUCCAUCUUUCUGCCCUACCCUGUUACUCAGAGUGUUUCAGCGAUGGGGGAGGGUGCUAGGAAGAUGGUCCCAGGUCCAAAGUUGGCUGCCUCUUGGUUGAAAGAACUCUCCUCAAGACUCCCCUCCAGUAGUUUGGUUGAUUGGUGUAGUUAAGCCCCUGCUGACUGCAGCCGAGAGAGACGGGCUUUGAAAGGUGGAAAGCAAGGCUGCGUUGUUGUUGGAGUCAUUGGAGGCUAACGUAGCGGGGGGGGGGAGCUGUUCUUGUCAUUGCUGUUCCAGCUCUUCUGCAAAAAGUAAGGCAAUCCUAGCAGCUGGUGGGAAACAGAAGAGCAGGUGGAGAAUUGUCUGAUUUUCAGAUUUAUUGUUUCCCCUUUCUUAGUAUUGUCUUGGGAUACUAUGGAGUUCCUGCAGGGCAGCAGAAGGUUUUGUGGGUUUAGCAAUGCUACUCCAGCAAAAGGCUCUCUUGCUUCUUCCCGCUGUGAAAGGCCACCUGACGGCUUCCAGGAUUUUACCCACACAGGUAUUAACAGCUUGCUGUUGGGCAGCAGACCAGAUCCUGCCAAAAUAUUUCAUAGCCACUGAACGGAGCUCUUUGAACUUGGGGCGGGGGCCCCCUCGGCUCAUUAUCAGUCUUGCCAACUUAUGAGAGGUGGGAGGAGCGGUCCUGUGGAGGGAGCCCCAUGGCAUGUUCAGGGUGGUCUGCCCAUGCUUUUGCCCUGACCUUUGAGUUCAUUGGCACUUACUUAGGGAGUGGGGAUUGUGAAGUUGGGCUAGAAUUCCAUUUCUUGAACCUGGAGGGGAGGAGAAGGCAAAGCGGAGGGGCUUCCCUGUGGUUGGGGAGGCCAGGGUCUUGCAGACACGCAAGAGCACGAGGUCUAGGUAAGCCCCCCAGCCCCCCUCCUUCAAAAGUGCAAUCAUGCCAAACAGUGUUGAACAAGGGCUCCUUUUCAAAGAAUUACUUGCCUUGAAGUGCAGAGGAGGGCAAAGUUCCAAAGGUGGCCAGUUGCUCCCUGGGGCAGAAGGGACGUAACUGCACAGUCUGCAAAAAUGUUUUUGUUUUGCCUUCCACUUGUUGACAGGCCUCUGCAGAGUGUGGUGUGUGUUGAGGGAGUAGGGUAUAUACAAGGCCAGAGGGGGCUUCUUGGUUCAAACAGCCACAAGCGCUGCCCUCAGAGCCUUCUGCUAAUGAGCCCAGGCCGCCUCUGAUGGCUGAGAGGCCAUUUGGAGAGGGCCAGGCUGGGCCAGGCUCUCUUUUCAGCAUCCCAGGCACAUGUGGUCACAGCAAAACUGAGGAAGCCUCUGGAGAAGGCAUUUCUAGGGCAGCCCGCCAGAGAUUUGGGGCUCCUACUGGCCCCUGCUAGUCCCAGCCCUACGAUGCCGGGCUGAUGGGAGCCCAAAACCUCUGGAGACGACAGGGGAGGGAGGUUGUCUGCCUGUGAAGGGGCCGACAGAGUGGGGGUGCCCCCUUUUUUUCUUUCCAAGACUUUCCCAAAAUCUCUGGGCAUUUGUGGGCCAGGGCAGGUCAGUCUCGAGCAUCAAAGAGUGCCUUGACUUGCGCUGAUGGUGACAUUGGACCCUCUUCAGUCACUGUGCCGUCCCCCCCCCCAGCUUUGUCUGCUUUUCAGGUUCCUGUUCCUUUCUCUGCUCUUUUCUCAUUUUCUGGGCUGCUGCUUGGUGCAUGUUGGGAAGUUUUUUCUGUUUGAAAAAGCCAACCAUGUGACAAAGCAGGUUUUAGCCACUGCCAGGCUCUUAGCAGCACAUGCAUUGCCGCUUUGUGUUGGGUGUGAUGGGACAAUCACCCCAGCAGAAGGGAAUCCCUGUUAGGACAGAUGCCUUCUAGCAGCAAACACUCCUCCUCAUCUCGCUGUGUCACUGAGAGCUGGACAUCUUCUCCCCUCUGCCUCUCCUUUCUAGAUGGGUUGCAAGUCUUCCGGCUGCAAGACUUGGCAAGCUCUCUGUGCUUCCAGUAGCUUCCAGAAGACUGGGUGGAGGCAGGUAGAUUGUGCUGGGUGGCAGGGUUCCCAUAGGACAGCUGCUCUGCAGAGACCGUGAGCGGGCUACGAGCUUGGCCAGGACCUCCCUUACCAUCUGCCUUCUCCUUUUCGACCACCAAAGAGAAGAGCUAUCCCAGGAGAGUUGUGCACAUUACACUGAGGCAGGACAACUAGAUGCCUGGCAAGAUCGUGGAAGUGGGCAAAUGAAUGUUCUCAUCUUGCAAAUAUGGUUUAAGGUACUGGGCACCUCAUGCUGGCUUUCUAGUUUGUUUCACCUCAAUGUCUUAUUGAGGCAAUUUCCAGUUGAUUGUGGUUUUGUCACCUGCUCAAAGCAUCUCCCUUCCCUGUUUCCUACCAGCUGGAGGCACGGCCAGCCUAUCCCUAGGGCAGGGUGAAGGAAUGUCCCUGGUGAGGGAACAUUUGAAGGGGGCUCCAGUACUGCCAGCCAGCCAGCUGCCGUGAUGUGACUCUUGUCCUCACAGUAGCAACCAUUCAGUCCUCAGAUGGCCAUUUUGCUGAUUUCAGGGAGACGUGUGUGGUGGAAUUUUGUCAGUUGCUUCAGAACUGCACGGUGGAAACCUCAGCCAUCUCUGGCGGAGAUGCCGGGCAAAAUGGCUACUGGUGAACGCCAGAAGAGUUUCUCCGUCUGGGAAAAUGGUUGCCGGUGGUCUGAACGAGGCUUGCUAGGCAUGGAGUACCUCAAGAGGAGCAAAGGUCUGGAGAAGGCCUCAUGAGGCCCUGGGUUGUCCAGCAUUCUCGAAGAACUCUGCCUACCAAAUCUUCCUGCUGCUUCCUGAGCUUUAGAGAUUUGGGGCAGGACUUGGAGACCUGAACCAUCAGCUCCUUUCUAUAGUCCAGGCUUCAGAUGUGACACACACCCCGGCCCGGUUUUUCCAGGUCUCUAGUCCAGGGCCUGAACUUUCCUCCUGCUGCUCCCUCUGAAGAGAAGGGAAGACUUGCCCCAAUGCCUCUGCCUUGUGCUGCCUCUGUAGGCUAAUCUCUUGUAAACAGCUACUAUAUAAGCUGAGGAAAUCAUGGACCCAAAGCUGUUUGGGUCCCCCCACCCCACGCCCUUUCCUAGGCUACACUUCCCUGUCAGUAUUACAUGCCGCUCUGUUGCCUCGGUUUGUAGUUUUUAACUUCACAUGCCACAGUUAGAAGAAACUGGAUUUAUUUUGUAUUCUGUUGUACAAUCAAAAUAAAAUCUGUACCUUUUUCUUUCUGCUGA
Messenger RNA from Rhineura floridana, 6661 nucleotides. RefSeq names its product ST3 beta-galactoside alpha-2,3-sialyltransferase 2 (gene ST3GAL2). The transcript has 9 exons. The coding region runs from base 1482 to 2525 and encodes 347 amino acids. The record is from RefSeq and is a predicted model, not a curated record. NCBI's taxonomy places the organism in Eukaryota, Metazoa, Chordata, Lepidosauria, Squamata, Rhineuridae. Gene Ontology annotation, molecular function: beta-galactoside (CMP) alpha-2,3-sialyltransferase activity.